Messenger RNA from Impatiens glandulifera, 905 nucleotides. RefSeq names its product CDK-activating kinase assembly factor MAT1. Gene Ontology annotation, cellular component: transcription factor TFIIH holo complex. The coding region runs from base 62 to 619 and encodes 185 amino acids. Lineage: Eukaryota; Viridiplantae; Streptophyta; Magnoliopsida; Ericales; Balsaminaceae. Gene Ontology annotation, biological process: regulation of cyclin-dependent protein serine/threonine kinase activity; regulation of transcription by RNA polymerase II; DNA repair. The transcript is spliced from 5 exons. The record is from RefSeq and is a predicted model, not a curated record.
AGGAUUUUUCAGAGUAUACAAUUAAAUAAGAAAAAGCUUCCACAUAAAAGAGAGAGCAGUCAUGGUGGUUGCUUCUGGAACUACCUUUGCCAAAGAGAUGACCAUCAGAAAACGGAUAGCCAGCAUAUUUAAUAAACGGGAAGACGAUUUCUCAUCUUUGAAAGAAUUCAAUGAUUAUUUGGAAGAAGUGGAGGAUAUGACAUUCAACUUGAUUGAAGGAAUCAAUGUACCUGCAAUCGAAGCACACAUUGCAAAUUACCAGAUUGAAAAUGCAGAACAAAUAAUGAUUGCUCAAGCUCGUAAGGCUGAAGAAUUUGCAGCAGCAUUGGCUGCAAGCAAGGGACAUAUUGCACAAACUGAUAUUGAUGUGUCAACCAGUUCUCAAGUAGGAAAUGAGACUGGUACACAACCAGGGCAGUAUGCUCCGGCAGUUGCUGGUGGAUUACAGCCUCGACCCACUGGAGUGCAACCUAACCUAAUUGGAGAGAUGUUUGGAUACGAUGAUGAUGAAGAGACUAGGAAACUCCGGGCAGAAAGGGGCGGUAGGGCAGGAGGAUGGAGCGUUGAGUUAAGCAAGAAGAGGACUCUUGAAGAGGCUAUGAGUAGCAUCUGGAUUUGACCGGAUUUCUAUACCCUUUGCAAAGAAUGAAGGGUAUAGUUUUUUUGAAAGCAAAACUUAAAGAGUAUGAAGGUCUGGUAUCCUCUGCCCCGACUUUCAUUUACACUCGCAUUGUUUGUAAGAUUCAUCUUGUAAUCUGGGCAGUAAGUUCAAGAAAAAUGUUUUUGAGAUAAUUGAUCAACUUGUUGUUGAAUGGGAAGGUGGUUUAGGAACAUUUAAGGAACUUGUUAUUAGAUUUCGACUGUAUGCAUUUUCAUCAAAUGGUACUUAAUAUGUUUAUUGUGUU